This is a messenger RNA of Lachnellula hyalina, 537 nucleotides long. RefSeq lists its product as uncharacterized. Bases 1 to 537 code for a protein of 178 amino acids. NCBI's taxonomy places the organism in Eukaryota, Fungi, Ascomycota, Leotiomycetes, Helotiales, Lachnaceae. The transcript is spliced from 3 exons. The record is from RefSeq and is a predicted model, not a curated record.
AUGUCCGGACUCGAAGUCCUUGCAGCCGUGACGAGCAUAGUCUCCGCAUUCAACGGCUCGCUUUCCCUCUACCGCUCCUGGAGAGACAAAAGAACAGACCGUGUAGCAGAUGAAGAGAAUCAUAAACUCGAGUGCUCUCUCUAUACUGGUGCCACAACCAUCCAGCAGGAAUACGAACGGUACUCCACAAGACUGGGACCAAGGUUCUCGUCAGGGGAUGAUGACUGCCAGUCGCAGCUAGCACAAUACGUUACAUACUUCCAAUACGCAAUCGAGACCCUCACCGCUGAAUCUCAUUCUCGCGGCAUGCAACUGCCCAGCGUAGCAAACAUCCUGGCCGUAUCUGAAACCACGCGAAUAGGGGUUGUAGGCAUACUGGAAGAACAGUAUCAGCGGAUGGUGCAGGGAGGAUCGGCCUCCAGAACAUUUCUAUCUCCUUCCCAUCGUAGUGCUCUGAGGGGGUCUGUUGCUUGGAUGAGUGGAGUGGACCAUCUUAGUACUUUUCAGUCGAAGCGCUCAAUGGAAGUCGUGUUUUAA